UAAAUGUAUUAAAAAGAAGAUUUAAAAACACUGAAACUCACAAUAUUAGACGAAUGUUGAGCUACUCUUCAAAUAACAUGCAAGUUCCUGAUGUAUUUGGAAAUCACAACAUACAACUAUUAUCCUGACACAACAACACAACCCUGAGAGAUAGCUUAGGUUUUUAGUCACACGAGUUCAAGGAAUGUUUUUCCACUGUGAACCUUCCCUGAAACAUUUUUUGUCAAUCCAACUUUAGGAGAACCACAGACUGGGGGACUACUGUGGUCAAUAAAAGCAGAGAAAAGAGGGAGCCUGAAAUGAAAAAAAUGGAGUUAAAAAAGCAGAAUGUUUAUGUUAUUGCUCAUUUACUUUAGCAAAAUAUACUCCAAAACAACAUAAUGAGCCAAAAUGGUAAUUUAGUCUGUUAGUACACUGCCAUCUAGUGGACAAUCACAUUCAUGCUACCUGAUUUAAUAGACCUACAAUAGACACCAUGAGUACCAAGAAUUCUUCCACAAUGAUUUGUCAUUUUUAGAGCAAUACAUUAAUCCACACAGGUCACAUUUCUUUGCACCACUGCUUAUGAUUUCUUUGAAUUCUGUCGCUGUAACACAAGCCUGAAUGUGACCAUUUGUGGGUGAGGAAAAGGAGGAGGACAAGGAGGAGUUGAAUUUAUUUCCCCCUGCACCCCUUCUGGACUCAGAGCAGUGAGGGCUCAGGCAGGAAAAGGUGACGAAGAUGAAGAAGCUGGUGGUGUUUUUGCUCUGCCUGGUUUUGCUGGCUGUUUCAACAGAUGCCAACCCUGUCAUCAAAGAGAGCUUUGCUAAGCAGCUGCUCCGCAGCAAGAGGCAGGAGCGGCCGCUGAAGGCCGGCCACCCUGAUGAGCCCAUGAGGGAGCAUCUGCUCCACAUGCAGGCUCUGGAUCAAAGGGCCCAGGAGACCAACCUGGAGAACUGGUUGAAUCCUCAUUGCCCCCCACGUUGUGACAGGAACUAUGGACACCCAGUCUAAGGAUGAUUAAGGAAACGACCAGAAGUGACCAAACAUGGACUCAACAGUGGCGACAUUUAAAGACAGAAACUUUCCUCUUUUGUUUCCUCUGAUGUCCACAUAAGGACAGGCAGAUACUGUGUUGUCUUGUAAAAGCUAUAGUUUGCUGAUGUAGUGAUUUCUCCUUUUAUUUUCUUCCAGUUGUGUGACGGAAUGAAAUUUGUUACAAUGAAAAAUAAAAAUAAUAAUAAGUAGCC
Messenger RNA from Melanotaenia boesemani (Boeseman's rainbowfish), 1229 nucleotides. RefSeq names its product chromosome 4 C17orf67 homolog (gene c4h17orf67). The coding region runs from base 721 to 993 and encodes 90 amino acids. Lineage: Eukaryota; Metazoa; Chordata; Actinopteri; Atheriniformes; Melanotaeniidae. The transcript is spliced from 4 exons. The record is from RefSeq and is a predicted model, not a curated record.